GUAACUUACAGACCAGUGAGCUCUCAGCUGUCAAGGUCAUUAAAUUGGACCCAGGUGAUGAUGUAUCUUCGCUUCAGUUAGAGAUAACGAUGAUGAAGGGCUGUAAACAUCAGAAUAUUGUCGCGUUUCAUGCCAGUUACUACAGGAAUAACCGGAUGUGGAUUUGCAUGGAAUACUGUGGGGGAGGAUCAUUACAAGAUAUUUAUCAAAUCACUGGCCCUUUGUCCGAAAAGCAAAUCGCCUACAUCUGCAGAGAAACAUUGCAGGGUUUGCAGUAUCUUCAUAGCAACGGGAAAAUGCAUCGAGAUAUCAAGGGAGCGAAUAUUCUGCUGACUGAUCAAGGGGACGUCAAGCUAGCGGAUUUCGGUGUUUCAGCGGAACUAACAGCAUCAGUGGGCAAGAGGAAGUCUUUCAUUGGUACACCAUACUGGAUGGCACCAGAAGUGGCAGCUGUGGAGAAGAAGGGGGGUUACAAUCAGCAGUGUGAUAUUUGGGCCGUUGGGAUCACAGCUAUCGAACUGGCUGAGUUGCAACCUCCAAUGUUUGACCUGCACCCCAUGAGGGCCUUGAUGUUAAUGUCAAAAAGUAAUUUCCAGCCUCCAAAACUGAAAGAUAAAUUAAAAUGGUCCUCUGAGUGUCACAGCUUCAUCAAGAUGAGCCUGAGGAAAAAUCCCAAGAAGAGGCCUACAGCCGAGAAACUGCUCCAGCACCCAUUUGCCAACCAGGCCCUGAGCCGGAUCCAGGGGAUCGAACUACUGGACAAAUUCAACAAUCCUGACACCAGUGCACCGCUGCCUGCAGACGACAGCGAUUUGGAGCCUUGUGAUACUUAUCCCGACAAAAUCCACUCGCUGGGGGGACACAUGAGAGCAGAGAGGACAAACUCCGAGAUCCAGUUCCGUCAGGUACAGUUUGGUCGGCCAAUAAGGAAGGAGACGGAGCCGGAGAGCACGGUGGAUUCCAACCAGGAUGAGGACUGGAAACUACAAGAGAUUGACGACAGCCUGAGUUUGCUGCGGAGCGUGGAGGAGGCUUUGGAGCAAAGCUGCCUGACGAUAAAGCGAGGGCCGACAUCACACCAGUUGGCACUGGACUCUCAGCCGGAGGAGAUCCACGACAACACGGACAGAUACUCCACCAUCAGGCGCGUCUCACAGUCGGAACGCCAGACCGAUUCCCAGCACAGUGCCAGGGAAUCUCUGCCGCUGGCUGGGAGCUCUGGUCACGCUACACAUCCUGGCACGGCCCACCCCAGCCCAAACACGCAGGAUCACGGUCAAGGGAGAGUGGGAACUGUGCCCACUGGGCUGGCAGAGCCUGCUACCCAGGCCCACGGGCUGUCUGAGGGGACCGUGCCACUGGAUGAGCUAGGAGUGCCUAGAGAGAUUUGUCACGGAUUGCCCCCAACUCCCAAGGUCCAUAUGGGGGCUUGUUUCUCGAAGGUGUUCAAUGGCUGUCCUUUGAAGCUGAACUGCUCUGUCUCCUGGAUCCACCCAAAAACUAGAGAUCAGUAUUUAAUCCUGGGUGCAGAAGAAGGAAUCUACACCCUGAAUCUAAAUGAACUCCAUGAAGAUACAAUAGAAAAGUUGCUUCCCCACAGGUGCUCCUGGCUCUUCGUGUUGAACAAUAUCCUCAUGUCCGUCACCGGGAAGUCCCUGCAGCUGUAUUCCCACCACCUGGUGAUGCUGUUUGAACAACGGAGAAACACUCACAAGAGACCAGUGCACAUUUCCCUCCCAGCCAAUAAACUCACCGAUAGGAUCAUCCCCAGGAAGUUUGCUCCAACCUGGAGGAUCCCAGACACCAAAGGCUGCCGCAAGUGCUGUGCAGUGAGAAACCCCUAUACGACAGCUACAUUCCUGUGCGCUGCGAUGGACAAUACCAUCGUUCUCCUUCAGUGGUAUGAGCCUCUACAGAAGUUCAUGAUCCUCAAGCAAGUCAGCCUCACACUCCCAAACCCUCUGCAAAUCUUCGAGCUGCUGGUCUUCCCUGGUGAAGAGUAUCCACACGUGUGCCUAGGCGUCCGGGCUCCCGUGCAGCCCCACCAGGUCCUGCAUUUUGACACCAUCCAGCUUAACGCCACGGGAUCGCUUGGGCCAGAGACACGGCCAGAGACUUUAUUGAUGAAUGCCAGCCACGUUUCCCAGCUCGACCGGGACAACGUCCUUAUCUGUAUUGACAAUUGUGUGAAGAUUGUGAGCUUACACGGGGAACCACGCCACUCCUUGGCGACCGAGCUCAGCUUCCGAUUUUGCGUCCAGACAGUUGUCUGCCUGCAAGACAGUGUCCUCGCAUUUUGGAGUCACGGGAUGCAGGGCCAGAGUCUUCACUCAAACGAGAUCACUCAGGAGAUUACAGAUGAAACAAGAAUGUUCCGUGUGCUUGGCACCCAGAGGGAUAUAAUUCUAGAGAGCACCCCCACAGACAACCCUGCAGCUCACAGCAACCUGUACAUCCUGACUGGCCACGAGAGCACCUACUGACGCAGGCACUGGACAGAGGCAUCACGUGCAGAAACCAGACAGGAGCAGUGGAAACCUCAGGAAAAAAGGAGAUGAAUCUGCACAGCCUUUUGUUAAUUAUUAUUUAAGUUGUGUGUGAGGGCAUGGAUUAAAUUGUAAAUUGACUUUCUGACAGGCCACUUGUCUCAGCUCAGUUACAGCGUGUUCUGAAAGAGGUGAUCUCUUCCCUUCAUCUACUGCUUUCAGUCCCGGUUUCCCUGCUAUAGGGAAGGAUGUUGUGAAACUGGAAAGGGUUCAGAAAAGAUUUACAAGGAUGUUGGAGGGUUUGAGCGACAGGGAGGGGCUGAAUGGUCUGGGGCUAUUUUCCCUGAAGCUGAGAUGUGACUUUACAGAGGUUUAUAAUGUCAUGAGGGGCACGGAUAGGGUGAAUAGACAAGGUCUUUUCCCCCCAGGGUAGGGGAGUCCAAAACUAGAGGGGCACAGGGUUAAGGUGAGAGGGGGAAGAUGUAAAAGGGGACUUCAGGGUAUGUUUCCAUGCGGUACAUCUCUAUCUCUGCAAUCUCCUCCAAUAUUGAUGUGGCUCUUCACCUUCUGGCCACCUACGGCAGUCCAAUUUGCCCAGUAAAUUCAAGCCCCAACUAUCAUUGGUUCCCCUUUGGGUACAGUGAGUGACAGACAGAAGCAAACAGCAAAAUGCCACAUUUCAGAACUUUUCCGAAGUUAACACACUGAAAAAAAAAAUCAGCACCUAUUAACUAUGGGUUAAUGGGCAAUAAACACACCAAACUAAAGGAAUAGUCUUAUGGUAGGAUAGAAUUUGAAUAUUUGCUGGGAUAAAGACACUGUUUUAAACCGGUCAUACUGCACGCAAAAGAGUCACAAGAAAUACCAGAGGAAAGUAGGAGGGCGUGGUAUACAGGCAAUCCCCAGGUUACAAUGGGUUCCAUCUGCUGUCCACUCACUAGUCACCUCUUACAGGAGUCAGAACCCAAUGCAGGACAAUGGAAAGUAGCUGGUUGUAGGUACAGGAGAUGUCUAUAGGCCAGAUCUUUACAUUUACACUCCUGUAUGGGAUUGCAUUCACAAAUACAAAGGUCUGUUAAGUCAGAAACCCUGUAACACUGUAGGAGAACAGCAUGCAGUUUGUUCGGGGAGUGGAUUCAGAUCUUGAAGGCGUUGUCACAGAGAUUACACACUUCUUAGAGCACUUGACACAGUAUGUGAGGAGAGGUGGUUUCCCCUUGUGGGACAGUCCAGGGCCAGAGGGCAUUAUCUCAUGUGCAAGAGGUCACCUAUUUCAGACAGAUGAAGAGAAAUUUCUUCUCUCGGGGGGGUUGCGAAUUUGUGCAAUUCUCUGUCGCAGAAGGCUAGCCAGACUGGGUUGUUUAGUAUAUUCAGGGCUGAGAUUUAUAAGUGGUAAAGGGAAUCGAGGCUUAAAGGGAAAACUAGAAAGUGGAAUUGAGGAUGAUUAGAUCAGCCAAGAUGACAGCAGUCUGAAUGGUCCGCUACUUCUCUUAUGGCCUUACAGAAUACAACACACAGUUAGAUGAUGGCUGACAGUUAACUGCCAAGUUGUGUGUAAAUUAAAGCCAGGCAACUUUACUCCGACGGGUCAAGACAGAAAGGACAUGAAUGCACAGUGUGCAUUGUUUUCUUGUAAAUACAGUCUAGUUUCCAGAUUAUUCCUCAGCAUUCCAGCAACAAUUCCACGGAGCCCCAGGUUUCCAUUAGGCUUGUCUCUCCCUGCCACUUGUGUGUCCUCAAAAAGGUCAUUCCACUCAGCCUGAGUCACCCAAGCACUGACUUACAUAAGCAAGGUCCAUGUCAGAAACUCCCUCAACCAUUCACAUCCAGACACCCCAACAAUUCUCCUCCCUUCCUUCCAAACUCACUAGCAUCCUGCUUGCUGUAGGACACCUCUGCUCCCCCACACAGCAGCAGCUUUUGUUUCUCUGCUUCAGUCUCAAAAAAACAAAGACCACCUCUUCAUGUCCUAACUUAAAAGGUGCCAGAACUGUACCAGGAUAUUUCAAAUACAUUUCCCUUCCAACCCACCAUGAUCACACAGGCCCAUCUCGGAGCAGAAGUGCCCAAUAUGACCUCACUGUCCCAUUUCAGAACAUUCUCACUCACCUUGAAUAAAAGGGAAAACAUUCAUAAAAUAAGAGGUAAAAACCACUCUGUAACGGCCACUUUUUAUUACUUUUGUCUCUUUAAUUAUUCUAAAUUCUUUCUCCCGUAAGAAUUUGCAGCAACUCAUGGCAUGGAAGCUCAGGGGUUAGCACUGCUGCCCCACUCGACCCAGGUUCAAUGCCAGCCUCAGGCAGCUGCCUGCAUGGAGUUUGUACAUUCCCCCAGUGUCAACACGGGCUUCUUCCAAGUGCUCCAGUUUACUCCAAAGAUGUGCAGGUUAGGGUGGAUUGGCCAUGCUAAAUUGCCCACAGAGUCCAGGGAUGUGCAGCUGAGAAUUGGAUAUGGGAACUACAUGGUUACAGGGAUAGAGCAGGAUGUUCUCCACAGGCUGGGUGGGGACUUAAUGGGCAAAAUGGCCUGAUUCCACACCACAGGGGCUUUUUAUUUCAAACAUCUACUUUAUUCAUAAAAAAAUCUGAAUAUACACAGUCACAAAAACCAUUCUGUUCUGUACAGUUGUGUAAUCAAGUAAAUGAACAAAACAUUGGACUUUGACUCAUUCCAAAAAAUUAAA
Stegostoma tigrinum is the source of this 5169-nucleotide messenger RNA. RefSeq names its product mitogen-activated protein kinase kinase kinase kinase 3-like. The transcript is spliced from 31 exons. Gene Ontology annotation, molecular function: ATP binding; MAP kinase kinase kinase kinase activity. Gene Ontology annotation, biological process: protein phosphorylation. Bases 90 to 2483 code for a protein of 797 amino acids. The record is from RefSeq and is a predicted model, not a curated record. NCBI's taxonomy places the organism in Eukaryota, Metazoa, Chordata, Chondrichthyes, Orectolobiformes, Stegostomatidae.